CUUCUAUAGUUCCGUCAAAAUAAAGGAACAUGCGAUAAUUUAAAAUAAAAUUUUAUAUUUAUUUUAUACAAAAAAAAAAUUAACAUAAUGUUAAGAUUUACAAGUUUUUCGAAGAUAAAUGUCUGUAGGAAGUCCUUAAAUAAUCUUAAGGAUUUUACUAAGUCCCAAACAGAAUUAAUAAAUAACAUUAAGCUGACAAAACAAAUUAAGAAAGUCAUUGCUGGAACACAAGUUCAGUGUGAAAAAGAUCCUUCACCAGUGGUUGAAGAUAGGUCAAAAUACACGAUAUUAAAGUCAAAAAAUAUCGUCAAGGAUUUACAAAAAUUGUGUAAUAGGUUACAAGAUAGGAUCAGUCAGAAUAAAUUAGUAUUGGCUGCUGCUGGACUUUCAAUAGAUCCUACAAAUUCAGCAGUUCACGAUGUAAUUCCAGAACCCCCAAAAGUACCUGAAGGUACUGAGGAAGUUGUGAGCCAAUUAAAUGCUUUGGGUGAACCAACUUUUUCUUCCAUGGGAAUGGGAGGAUGGUCUCCAGUUGGAAUUACUCAGAAUUGUUUUGAAUUUCUACAUGUUAAUUUAGGCAUAGAAUGGUGGGGUGUAAUUGCAAUAGGUACUGUCGUGGUCAGGAUGUUAUUGUUCCCUCUGGUAGUGGUAGCACAGAGAAAUGCAGCAAAAAUGAAUAAUUACUUGCCACAAAUGCAGGCAAUUCAGAUGAAAAUGACUGAAGCUCGUCAGACAGGAAACCAGUUGGAUGCUGCAAGAUAUUCACAGGAAAUGAUGCUAUUCAUGAAAGAAAAGGAAUUAAAUCCUUUAAAAAAUCUGGUUGUUCCUUUGGCACAAAUGCCUAUAUUUAUUUCGUUUUUUAUGGGAUUAAGAGAAAUGACAAAUGUUCCUGUACAAAGUCUUGAACAUGGAGGUCUAUGGUGGUUUACCAAUCUCAUUGUGCCAGACCAGUAUUUUCUUUUACCAGUUAUUACCAGUGUUACAUUAUGGGCUACCAUUGAGUUGGGAACAGAUACAGCUAGAUUAUCUUCACAAAAUCUACAAUUAAUGAAAUAUGUCUUACGAGCUUUACCAGUAAUUAUAUUUCCAUUUACCAUGAACUUCCCUGGAGCUAUUUUGGUUUAUUGGGUGUCAAGUAAUUUUAUUUCACUUGCUCAAGUGGGAGUACUUAAAAUCCCAGCAGUAAGAGAUUAUUUAAAAAUUGAGCCAUUAUUAAAACAUCAACCUCAAUCUCUGCCAAUGAAACCCAAAGGCUUUAAAGAGGGAUUGCAAGAUUCUUGGACUAACAUGAAAAUUACCAGGGAAUUAGAGGAACGCAGGCGAUUAGACGAAUUGAAAUUUCAAAAAGCAGGCAAAGGACCAAUUGUAAAAACGUAUAAGCAUGAUCCUACAAAACAAGUUACAAGUAUGGACGCCAAAAAACGAUAGAUUUUGUUAAUGUUAUUAUUUUAUAGAAUAAAAUUAAAAUAACAAAA
Messenger RNA from Aethina tumida (small hive beetle), 1475 nucleotides. It is a transcript of the gene OXA1L, whose product is annotated as mitochondrial inner membrane protein OXA1L. Gene Ontology annotation, cellular component: mitochondrial inner membrane. The transcript has 8 exons. Lineage: Eukaryota; Metazoa; Arthropoda; Insecta; Coleoptera; Nitidulidae. The record is from RefSeq and is a predicted model, not a curated record. Gene Ontology annotation, molecular function: membrane insertase activity. Bases 88 to 1428 code for a protein of 446 amino acids. Gene Ontology annotation, biological process: protein insertion into mitochondrial inner membrane from matrix; mitochondrial respiratory chain complex IV assembly.